This is a messenger RNA of Ictalurus punctatus (channel catfish), 5129 nucleotides long. Its product is annotated as son of sevenless homolog 2 (Drosophila). The record is from RefSeq and is a predicted model, not a curated record. Gene Ontology annotation, biological process: Ras protein signal transduction; positive regulation of GTPase activity. Gene Ontology annotation, molecular function: guanyl-nucleotide exchange factor activity; protein heterodimerization activity. Gene Ontology annotation, cellular component: plasma membrane. NCBI's taxonomy places the organism in Eukaryota, Metazoa, Chordata, Actinopteri, Siluriformes, Ictaluridae.
AGCAAGCGAGUCCCACAGGCAGCUGUGUGCGCGCGAUUCGUCUCUGACAAGAGCGCAGGAACAGAGGACAACAGCUGAAAAACAAACAAACAAACAAAACAAACAACAACACACCGAAUCGGAGCGCUUUGACCGCGGAUUAACACCGGAACAGAACCGGAUUAUUUGGGGGAUUGUUGUUUUCCUGUUGUUGGAGCAUGUAAACGGACAGACUCCGGUGGAAGAUGACAAACAGCCGCGCGGAGAGCGAACACACGCGCACUGAACCGGAUUGUGCUCGCGCGGAGCGGCGCUCGCGGAGUGCACCGAGGCCCCAGCUGUGCCCGCUGCUGCCAGAUGUGCCGUUAGCUUAGCAUAAACACACAGAGUCCGCGAGACUGUACCGGAUAUAGCGGGUUCUAUUUCACCGAGUCUUCAUGUGAUUGUGAUUUUAUACUCUUCACGCGCUCUCGCACAGAUUCUGACUGGAAACGCAACUUGAACACGAUUAGCAUAACCGCUAGGCAGUUACUGUGGCUAAUCACAGCUAGCCAAUUAGCAUAACCGCAGGCAUCUGAUGUGUAAGCUAAGCUGCUAAUCACAGUUAGCUUAGCCGGACAAUUCCUCAGAAUCCGAUUAGCUCGGCUAAUUAGACGAUUAGCAUAAUCGUGGGCAGCGAGUGGGAGCUAAUUACAGUUAGCCAAUUAAAGCUAUUAGCUAAAAGUCAGUCAGAAGUGUAGCUGAGGGAAAUAAAAAAAAAAAACCUCUAAAGGUUUUAAUUAAAUAAAAUAGUUUAGGUCAUAUCCAGGUCCUGUCGCUAGUUAGUUAGUUAGUGAGUGAGUGAGGUAGUUAGUUAGUUAGUUAGCCGGUGGCUAGCUCCGCUUGAGCGGUGUGAGGGAGUGAGUGUGUGAGCGGACUGCUCUGAGCGCGCAGGCCGAUGAGGAGAGCCCAAACCCGGGCACGGGCCACGGCGUCGCUCCGCAGGCAUGCAGCAGCCCGGAUACGACUUCUCCAGCGAGGAGAACAGCUCCAAGUGGAGAGGCCUGUUCGUGCAGGCGCUCAGGAAGGUGCAGUUACAGGUGCAUCCGAACCUGUCGGCUAAUGAAGAUGCUCUGCAGCACAUCGAGGAGCUCAUACUCCAGCUGCUCAACAUGCUGUGUGUCAGUCAGCCCAGAACCGUCCCCGACGUGGAGGAGCGCAUCCAGAAGACGUUCCCGUACCCCAUAGAUAAGUGGGCCAUGGCCGAUGCUCAGUCAGCUAUAGAGAAGCGCAAGCGCAGGAACCCUCUUCUACUUCCUGUGGACAAGAUCCACCCUUUACUGAAGGAGGUGUUGGGUUAUAAGAUCGACUACCACGUGUCUCUCUACAUCGUGGCCGUGUUGGAGUACAUCUCAGCCGACAUCCUCAAACUGGCCGGGAAUUACGUGGGAAACAUCCGGCACUUUGAGAUCAGCCAGCAGGAUAUAAAAGUCUCCAUGUGUGCAGAUAAGGUGCUGAUGGACAUGUUUGAUCAGGAGGAGGUGGGUUUGGUGUCUCAGUGUGCGGAGGGAGACUCGACCACAGGUGAGCUCACCUACGAUGACCUGGUGCGGUUGGAGAUGGCGGAGGAACGGCAGUACCUGCGCGAGCUGGACCUCAUCAUUAAAGUGUUCCGCAGAGCGUUCCUGUCCAGCAGCAAACUCUUCACCCCACAGGACGUGGAGCUGGUGUUCAGUAAUAUUCUGGAGGUUCAUGAGCUGACGGUGAAGUUGUUGGGUCUGAUUGAAGACGCGGUGGAGAUGACAGAAGACGGGAGUCCUCACCCUCUGGUGGGCAGCUGCUUCGAAGACCUUGCUGAGGAACAAGCCUUUGACCCCUACGAGACUCUUUCCCAGGACAUUCUUUCCAAAGAGUUCCACGAUCACUUCAGUAACCUCAUGUCCCGCCCCACUGUGGCUCUGCACUUCCAGUCGAUUGCUGAGGGUUUUAAGGAGGCCGUGCAGUAUGUUCUUCCCCAGCUGAUGAUGAUUCCUGUUUAUCACUGCAUGCACUACUUUGAACUGCUGCAGCAACUGCAGGAGCGGAGUAAAGACCAUGAUGACCGUGAGCAUCUGAAACAGGCUCAGACGGCUCUGCUGAACCUGCAGAGCAGCAUCGAGCGCAUCUACAGCAAACACCAGCCCCGCCGCAAACAGGGCGAGCCUCUGUAUCGUCUGUACAGCCGGCCGGUUCGCAGUAAACACCUGGCCAUAAAGCGGAUGAAUGAGAUCCAGAGGAGCAUUGACGGCUGGGAAGGCAGAGACAUCGGUCAGUGCUGCAGCCAGUUCAUCCUGGAGGGGCCGCUAGUACGCGCUGGCGCCAAGCACGAACGCCACAACUUCCUGUUUGAUGGCCUUAUGAUCAGCUGCAAGGCCAGUCAGAGCUCUCGACUCCCGGGGGCAGAGUUCCGUCUGAAGGAGAAGUUUGUGCUGCGUAAGUACCGUGUGGUGGACCGCGAGGACUCGCCGGAGCUGCGCUUCACCUUCGAGCUGGUGGGGCGUGAGGAGGGCGGGGUCGUGUUCUGCGCGCGCUCGGUCGAGGAGAAGAACGCCUGGAUGGCGGCGCUCAUGAUGCUGCAGUGUCGCUGUACUCUGGAGCGCAUGCUGGACGCCGAGCUGCAAAAGGAGGAGCAGGAGCAGCCGCUGCGUCUGCCGUCUCCCGACGUGUACCGCUUCACCGUGCGCGACUCGGAGGAGAACAUCGUGUUCGAGGAGCGCAUGCAGAGCAAAACCGGCAUCCCCAUCAUCAAAGCAGGAACUGUGGACAAGCUGAUCGAGAGACUCACCUACCACAUGUACGCAGAUCCGAAUUUUGUGCGCACUUUCUUGACUACGUAUCGUUCCUUCUGCAAACCACAGGACCUCCUCACACUGCUUAUCGAACGGUUUGAGAUUCCUGAGCCUGAGCAGUCGGAGGCGGAGCUUGAGUCAAUGUGGAAUGGGGAUCAGCCAAUGGCGGCCGAGCUGCAGAGAUUCCGCAGAGAAUACGUGCAACCUGUCCAGCUCAGGGUUCUAAAUGUGUUCCGUCAGUGGGUGGAGCAUCAUUUCUACGACUUUGAGAAUGAUCCCGAACUACGCACCAGACUGGAGGACUACAUCACCAACCCAAUGCAGCUCAGAGGAAAGUCCAUGCGUAAGUGGGUGGAGUCAAUCAAUAAGAUCAUUAAGCGUAAGAUGCAGACGCAGCCAAAUGGCAUCAGUCACAACAUCACCUUCGAGACGCCGCUCCCUCCCAUCGAGUGGCACACCAGCCGGCCUGGCCAGGUCGACACCUUUGACCUCAUGACCCUUCACCCCAUUGAGAUCGCACGCCAGCUCACGCUGCUGGAGUCUGACCUGUACAGGGCCGUGCGUCCGUCCGAGUUAGUGGGCAGUGUGUGGACUAAAGAGGAUAAAGAGAAGAACUCUCCCAACCUGCUGAGGAUGAUCCGACACACCACCAACCUCACACUCUGGUUCGAGAAGUGUGUGGUGGAGGCGGAGAACGUGGAGGAGCGGGUGGCGGUGAUGAUGAGGAUAAUCGAGAUCCUGCAGGUUUUCCAGGAGCUCAACAACUUUAACGGGGUUUUAGAGAUCGUUAGCGCCAUCAACUCUGUACCUGUGUACCGCCUGGAGCACACCUUUGAGGCGGUGCCGGAGAGGAAGAAGAAGGUUCUGGAGGAGGCGGUGGAGCUCAGUCAGGAUCAUUUUAAAAAGUACCUGGCCAAACUCAAAUCCAUCAACCCGCCCUGCGUGCCCUUCUUCGGUAUCUACCUGACUAACAUCCUGAAAACAGAGGAGGGGAAUCCGGACUUCCUGAAGCGUCACGGUAAAGAGCUGAUCAACUUCAGCAAGAGACGCAAAGUGGCCGAGAUCACUGGCGAGAUCCAGCAGUACCAGAACCAACCGUACUGUCUGCGGGUCGAACACGAUAUCCGGAGAUUCUUUGAGAACCUGAACCCCAUGGGCAGUAUGAGUGAGAAGGAGUUCACUGAUUAUCUGUUUAACAAAUCUCUGGAGAUCGAGCCGCGCAACGUCAAACAGCCUCCACGAUUCCCCAGGAAGACAUCGUACCCUCUGAAGUCCCCGGGGGUGCGUCCGGUGAGACAGGUGGGGGUCGGGGGUGGGAUUCGGGGUCACCCCGCGCCAUUAGAACGUGACCCUCUGCCCAAAAUCACCUUCAGGAGCAUCGCUGAGACCGAGACGGAGAGCAUGACCUCCCUGCCCACUUCCCCCAACACGCCAACCCAGACGCCCCCACCCUCCGCCUGCUCCGACCUCAACUCCGUCUUCAUGGAGCACGAUGCCUGCGGUAACAGUGUUUUUGCUCCUGUCCUGCUGCCUCCCUCCAAGUUUCAUUCAGUGUCCUGUGGCAGUCUGCAUCAGCUGGGUGAAGAGCUUCUGAAACCUCCCCCACUUCCUCCACGCAGGAAGGACGGUUCCUCAGAGAACAAGUUGAGUUCCAGAUCGGACAGUCCACCGGCGAUCCCUCCUCGGCUGAGAACUCCUCUUCCUCUCCCUUCUCUUCCUCGUUUCGGGCGUGGAAUGAGUGAGCAAACGGACGGUUCUUCAAGCCCCCCGCCCCCUCCGCCCCCCCGCGACCCCAUCCCAGAUGCGAUGCCCCCCGUACCUCAGCGUCCCCCUGAGAGCUUCAUCAACUGCCCAAUGAACCCUGCCGUGUCUCCGGUGGGACGCAUUCACUGGGACUACUGCAGCUCGCCCUCGUCCCCCUGCACCCCCCCGAGCACGCCCUCCCCUCGUCUCCCGCUGCCCACCCCGGGCACCCCCUCCCCCCGCGUUCCCCGCCGCAUCUGCCCCUCCCCUGGCCCCUCGGCGCCUAACCUGUGCCACCUGCCCCCUCCUAUUCCACCCAGACACAACUCCACGCCCCCCACCCUGCCCAAACCCCCAAAGACUUACAAGCGAGAGCUCUCUCACCCCACACACUCACUCUCACAUACACUCUCCCCCCCCUCCAUACACACUCUGUCAGACAGCAGCCAGUGAGCACCAGCCUUCACAUCACUCUUGGGUCCAGAAGCGGUGGAGCUAUUCUGCUAUCCUGGUAUUAACGAGAGAGCUUUUUAACCCCUUUGUGAUUGGGUGGACAGUAACUGAAGCUCCGCCCACUCUGGCCCAGGGACAGUUGCCUAA